This is a messenger RNA of Gavialis gangeticus (Gharial), 4115 nucleotides long. RefSeq names its product neuropeptide Y receptor type 4-like. Gene Ontology annotation, biological process: G protein-coupled receptor signaling pathway. Gene Ontology annotation, molecular function: neuropeptide binding; pancreatic polypeptide receptor activity. The transcript has 2 exons. The record is from RefSeq and is a predicted model, not a curated record. Bases 259 to 1392 code for a protein of 377 amino acids. Lineage: Eukaryota; Metazoa; Chordata; Crocodylia; Gavialidae. Gene Ontology annotation, cellular component: neuron projection; plasma membrane.
CCUAUUGAAACACAGAGAGGAAGGCUUCUCUUUAGAACUGGUAAGCCACCACAGGUCUUCUGCUGCUGCUACUGCAUUCAUUUAGUCCAUGAAGGUGCAGAUAUUCAGCAAUCUCAGUGACUCACAAUCUAUGUGAAUGUUAAAAGGUAUUUCCAGAUUCCGCAGGUAAAUCAGCAGAUGAACCUGUUAUAGCUCCUAGAAAACUGAGAUCCCAUCUGGUUAUCCAGCAUCUUUGUGAGCACUCUGUUUGAUUCCAGGAUGAACAAGACCAAAGCUCUUAAUGUGGUUCUUCCAUUACUGUUCAGUAAGAACUGGAGUUCAGAUCAAAGUGUCCCUACACAUAUUCCAGAUCACUGCAGAAACAGCACUGACCUCACUAUCUUUCUGGUCACCUCAUACAGCCUGGAGACCAUCCUAGGCAUUGUAGGGAAUAUGUGUCUGAUUGGUGUCAUAGCUAAACAGAAAGAGAAGGCCAAUGUGACCAACAUCCUCAUUUCUAACUUGGUAGUCUCUGACUUGUUCAUGGUCAUUGUCUGUCUCCCUUUCACCAUUGUUUACACCAUAAUGGAUUACUGGAUAUUUGGUGAGGUCAUGUGCAAAAUGACCUCCUUCACCCAGUGUGCAUCUGUGACUGUGUCAAUUCUCUCCCUGGUUCUCAUUGCUCUGGAAAGACACCAGCUCAUCAUAAACCCAACUGGCUGGAGGCCAAGCGUCACCCAAGCCUAUCUGGGGAUUGUAGUUACAUGGACAUUAGCCUGCUUGGUGUCCCUACCUUUCCUGACCACCUCCAUUUUGACAAAUGACUUGUACAAGCAGCUCUCUUAUUUCAUGAAUUAUUCCACCGACAAGGCCAUAUGCAUGGACUCAUGGCCUUCUGAGCAACAAAGACUCACCUACACCACCACCUUACUGCUGUUCCAGUACUUCAUCCCCCUCUUUUUUAUCAUGCUUUGCUAUGUGCGUAUCUACAUACACUUGCAGAAAAGACAGGAAAUGUUUGAGAAGAAUGAAUAUAGUAACAGGACUGUUCAACUGAAGAGAAUAAAUUUUUUGUUAGCAUCCAUGGUUGCUGCCUUUGCUAUUUGCUGGUUACCUCUGCACAUUUUCAAUACCAUUGAGGACUGGAAUUAUAAAGCCAUUCCUCCUUGCCACCAUAACCUAAUCUUUUCAUUGUGCCACCUGGUAGCCAUGGCUUCCACCUGUGUCAACCCAGUUAUCUAUGGCUUCCUAAACAGUAAUUUCAAAAAAGAAAUGAAGUCACUGAUUCUGAACUGUCAACGUAAUUCACUGACAAUAUCAGUGGAAGAAUAUGAGCAUUUACCUUUAUCAACCAUGCAAUCAGAGGUCUCCAAGGGCUCCAUGAUGCUAAGCUCCAGACAUAAUUCCAUCUAGAAAUGAAAGACGUCUUCAGAAGUGUCUUUUCAAGAGUCUGGAGACCAGCUGUCUUAAUUUAUUCCACAUAGAUACUAAGAGCAGCAGAAGAUACCAUAGUUUGAUUCCAGGAUGUGUACUGCGGCCAGUUGCUGUCAAUUUUUGGAAGAAUUCUUCCUUGACAUAAUAAAAAUAUCUUAAGGCUGCAUGAUCACAGGAAAUGUAGAGAGUGUGUGCAUGUCUAAGAAAUAAGUAGUGCAGCACUGCACACAGGCUGCACAUGGAUAGGCCUCAAGCAUUCAUGUUCCUUUGUUUCUAAAAUGUCUCUGGUUGCACACAGGUAGACAUCAGCUGCGCAUCCAUAUCACUGAUGAGAAAACCCAGGGCUCCUAACUACAGAUUUCAAACAAUAUCGUUAGUGAAAAUUUUCCUUUACUUGUCAGUAUUAACGAGAAUUUUAUCCACUGAAGACCGACUGCUACAAGCAGGGUGUGUACAUGCACGCACGCACGCGAGCGUGCACGCACACACACACUUUUCCUAAGUCCCAACAUUGUUGACACCCACCUACUAAUAGAGAACACUUAUCUUUCAGUGGGUGAGAGUCAGAGUUGCUCAGAUACAGCUCAUAUCCAGCAGUUCAGCACCAACAGCAUAUUGCUUUCUGCUUUACAUAGAGUUUGGGCAUGGAAUUUAAACAAAGUGAAAAAGCUUGCAUGAAAGAACCAUGGACCUGCCUUUCCAGCACCACUUGAGUUGGAAGGAAACCUGUCUCACCACAGCUUAUCUCUUCUUUAGGCCAGGCUCUUCAUGGUACUGUUACACAUAUGCUAGUCAGAAAAGUACAACAAGGACAGAGCACUAAACUAUUUGUGCAAACCAACAGUGUUGCUUCUUGAGAAGAUGUAACCAGAUCUAGCCCUUUCUAGUCAUGAAAGAGCAGCUGGAAGUCUAUUGCUUAUGUUAUACCACAUUCAGACUGCGCAGAACACUUCACUCCUAUGAAGAUGCAAAGCAAUUACAGAUGUAUAUGGAAACCCAUUUGAUUGACUUUUCUGUGUUUUUUAAAGCUGUAGAAUAUAAAGCUUCAUGCUACUGCAUGUACAGUCACAGACUUUGGUACUGGGAGGUGGCUGGCUUAUUGGAGCCUUUGACAGUUCUCAGUUGUGAGAGCAAGGGUGCACUUAGAUUGUGAAACAACUUGUCUGUGUUUGAUGUAUCACUCAAUUUCCAAGCUCUCCCUUGCUGAAGGACCAAAUGUUCCUGCUACUCAGAUAGAAAUACUGGUUGUAAUGAACAACGACACUCCAACAGGAGUGAAAACCAUAUGCCAAGAUUCUGACCUACCCAUUAAAAUAAAGCAUAUUGUCUCCUAGGGCGCUGGGCAGAGAGCACACCUGGAUGGAAUCAGUGACAGGGGCAGUGCUGACACAGUGACCAUCCUAUGGAGAAGCAAUGAAAAUGCACAAAAGGGAACAAAAGUAGAUUGACACACACAUCUUAAAUCCAAGCUACAUGUAAAUUAAGUGGGCAUAUGACAUGAUUAUUAUGGAGUAAUUUAUCUUGGAUUUUACUUUAUAGUAAAUUUACUCCAUAGGAAGGAAUGGACAGGACAUACAAUCAGCCCACCCAAACCAGCUGUCACAGUAGGUGUUAUUACAGUCUGGCCACCAGGUAGAAGAGGAGGCAGAUUGCACUAAGCCUUUGAUCCCCAAAGCUAAACUGAUUAGGGGAAUGGACACACCACAGAGUUGAUGCAGUAACUUUCCUAUAUGAUAAAAUUGUUACGCAUUAAAAUUGUUCACGUGUCAGCUUUAUCCUGAUGAUUUAUCAUGUAGUAGAAGUGUGCAUCCUGUGCCCACUCUAAUUUUUCUACAUAGUAAAAUUAGUUUACUACAUAGUAAGAAUGGCACAAAUCUACAUCCUCAGUGGUGUGCCUUAGCAUUUUUCCUGGGAAACUUGCACACAGUAAGAGACGUAACCAUCAUCCUUUUACAAAGAACAGUAUCUUGGGCUUCUGAGGCCUGAGUUCAUCUCUUCAUCAAGCUAUUUCUCUUCAGCUAUCCUGGGAAACCAAGAUAUGAGGAAGCAAAUAUUUAAGCAUUGCUGAGAGAAAUAUCAUGUAAAAGAAGAGACCAGCACCUUCACUAAAAAGAUAUCAGCCAAUUUUAGAGACAUAACUGGGGGUCACCUUUUGUCCUGCUUUGACACCCUGUAACAUCUCAAUGGAUGUGCACUUGGCGGAAGUUACUCAGUGCAUAGACAUUAUGGUGAUCAGAGCCACAGAAAUCAUACUGCUUGGUAACAACUUACCAAGAUACUUGGGUGCAUGGGUAGUUCAGAGCAACAUCUGCUUUAUUUAUAUUAUUUCUCAGACCACAGCAUAUUGGACAGAACUUAGCUGAAAACAGGAAUUAAGCCUUUUUGUACAACAAGAUAGCAAAAGGCAUCAACAACCAGUCAUCUAAGUACUCAGCUGUUGUAAGUUAGAGGAGGCUUACUACAUUCAAUGGAACCAGCUGACAUCUGUCAAGGAUCUGGUGCAUUAACUUUAUUGCGAGCUAAAGCUGCUCAUUACCUUACAGGCUGUACCUCAAUUUUUUGUGUUUGGCUGUCUAUUCCAAAUUCUGUAUACCUUCGUAAUAUAAUCCAUAUUUAAUGGGUUUUUUGUAUUUUUAACUAUUUAUCUGGCAUUUAGAGAAAGACAUACCAUAUUUACUUGAAUAGAAGAUGCCCCUGCUUAU